CGGGUGGGCGACUGGCUCUGCCCCGCGUGCUCCAACCACAACUUCAAGGACAAGAUUGUCUGCAACAAGUGCUCCAGCCCGCGCCCGGCCUCGAUCCCGCUCAUCGGCAUCGCCGGCGCGGGCGGCGCGGGCGGUGGGGUUGGCGGCGGCGGCGGCGGCGUCGCCGAGGUGCGGCCGGGCGACUGGCUCUGCCGCCACUGCGCCAACCACAACUUUGCAGACAAGACGCACUGCAACCGCUGC
Emiliania huxleyi CCMP1516 is the source of this 243-nucleotide messenger RNA. RefSeq lists its product as hypothetical. The annotation marks the transcript as partial. Lineage: Eukaryota; Haptophyta; Isochrysidales; Noelaerhabdaceae. The transcript has a single exon. Gene Ontology annotation, biological process: regulation of DNA-templated transcription. The record is from RefSeq and is a predicted model, not a curated record. Gene Ontology annotation, cellular component: nucleus. Gene Ontology annotation, molecular function: transcription coregulator activity; RNA binding.